Molecule: messenger RNA, 2807 nt
Organism: Ipomoea nil (Japanese morning glory)
Lineage: Eukaryota; Viridiplantae; Streptophyta; Magnoliopsida; Solanales; Convolvulaceae
Exons: 7
Coding region: 137-2560 (807 amino acids)
Biological process (GO): positive regulation of transcription by RNA polymerase II
Cellular component (GO): Ino80 complex; MLL1 complex; NSL complex
Molecular function (GO): protein binding; G-quadruplex RNA binding
Source: RefSeq, a predicted model, not a curated record
ACAGGCUCUAGAGUCUAUGCAGAAAGAAUAAUAAAAAUAAAAUAAAAAAAAAUUAAGGAAAACGAAAAACAAUUUAGGGAGAAAGAGAAAGCGGCGCAGCGGCAGAAAGGUUCUUCGAGUUAGGGAAGUUGCAGUCAUGGGAGCUUUGCCUCCGGCGCCUCAUUGGCUUCCGCAAGACGAUUUUUUGCUUAAGAACGCCGCCGAGGCGGGUGCUUCACUACAGUCGCUUGCUAAAGGUGCUGUGCAGUUUUCUCGGAGAUAUACUGUUCAAGAAUUGCAGGAUAGAUGGAACUCUCUUCUUUAUGAUCCAUUUGUUUCUGAACGGGCGUCGAGUGAAAUGGUCCAGCUCGAGUGCUCUUUUGCGAUAUCGAAACUUAAUAGGUUCGAGAAUGACAAAGACGUUAAAUCUGUUUCUGGGAAGAGAAGAACGGAGAGUGUUAGAAGCUGCUAUUAUUCUAUGCGGAAGAGAGUCUGUAAUGAAGCGUACCCUUCGAUGGAUAUGAAUUUUCUUACUGGGUCCAGUAAUACGAGCGUGCCUCUACUACCAGACUGCGUCUUUGAAGAUUCAUUGGCAGAUCCGUUCGGUGACCAACAGUCGGGAUUUGAUUUCAUCGAUAAUGUUUUUCCUGAUCUUGAGGUUGCUCAUGAAAAUGCUACUGGAGGUGUUGUAGAUGCUACUUUUUUUGCAAUGGAACACAAUGAUCACUUCAUAAAUAGCAUCAACCUGCCCGAGAAUGUUUCUGCCACGGGGCUCGAAGUCCCAGUCUUGAAUUCACCGGUUUCAGAUUGUGGCAAGUCAUUUCACACAUUUGGACAUUCGCCUUCUUCUCAGAUGCCGGGAUGGACUCCAAUUGAGGGAACUUCACCGGUUCUACAUAACUUUCAGCUACCCAAGGAAGAACCGGAAAUGAUAAAUGAUUUCACGCUUCCUAUUGAUGGUAUUAUUCAAUCAGAACCGAAUGUGGAGGACCAAGUACCAGGUGACGGGGGGAUUUCUACUCCUAUCCCCGAUGAUCUCUUAGCAAAAAUCGAUUCUAUUCUCAACUCGUCAAUCGAGGAUGACAUGUUUCCAAUGGAUUAUAUCGGAGACGAGAUAAUUAAUGAAUCUUAUUUGGAUACUUAUGGAUCACUCCUAUUGGAUUCUCCGAGUGCCGAACAAAUAGCAAACGAAAGUUUUCCUCUAGUAUCAAUUGCUCCAGACGAAAACCUUAACAUUGCUCAACCCCAAGAAUCAGCUGAAAAGUCUCAAUACCAUUGUGGUGAUCGGUAUGUAGAGGUUCAAAUGCUAUCGUCUGCUCUAAGUGUCAAUCCCGCAUAUCCUGAACUUCGCAAUGGAGUUAUAUGCUGCACGCUAAACACUGAAGAUCCAGAUAUCCCGAGCAACGAUGAUGUUUUCCUUCCCAUCCGGAUGCCAUCAACAUCUUCGUUACCCUCUAUGAAACAAUGGAAAUACGAUGCAACUUUUCAAUCAACAUCCUCCUCUCUCAGAAAUAGCCACACAAACAAUAACGGAUGGUCUGCCCCGAAGAAGAGGGAACAAAGUAAUCACGAACAAUCUUAUAUGUCUUCUCAAAAGGUUGAAUUGCUGCAGCAUUCAGGAAUGGGUCUAAACCGUUCUGCCAGUGAUUGUGGGGUUAGUUAUGAGGUACCUAAUAGUGGCACUGGAAACGCGAUAAGAAUGAAUACAAGCUCAAAUGAAGGUCCGAAGCCAGUGACUUCACCGAGAAUAACUACAAUAUGUGCCUUGCCUGUACCUGCUAAGGAAACAAUUACGCAAAGUGAUCAUGCAAAGAACCUCAAUUGUAACCGCGAUCCCCAGCCAGUCCCUCUGUGCUUGCAGAAGAAGACUGUUACCGUUAAGCAUGAGCUAGAUUCUGCUGAUACUCUGCAAAAGAAUGAACCAUUUUGUGGUGAAAUGGUCUCUCCAAAAGCAACAAUCCCAGAGUCAAGCGCAGAGGCUUUACUGUUGGAGCAAGAAGAUUUGCCCGGUGAUAGUGAUGAGGAGGACAUACCUCACUUUUCAGAUGUUGAAGCAUUGAUCCUUAACAUGGACCUGAGCCCCGAUGACAAAGACAUCUCCUUUCAUAAGGAAGUUGCAAAAUAUCAACACCAGCAGACUAAAAGGACAAUCAUGAGACUAGAGCAGGGUGCCGAAGCUCAUAUACAAAGAGUGAUUGCAGCGCAAGGAGCAUUUGCUGUUUUAUAUAGCCGCCACUCAACUCAUUUUAUUAAAAAACCAGAGGUUUUGCUUGGGAGGGGAACUGCGGAGACAAAAGUUGACAUUGAUUUGAGCGGAGAAUGUUGUGGCAAUAAGGUUUCUCGGCGGCAGGCAAUUAUAAAGAUCAACGAGGAUGGAGUUUUCCUUUUGCAAAACGUUAGCAAACAUCUGAUCCGCGUCAAUGGCAAAGAAAUAGUGCAAAACCAAAGCGUGCAUCUUACAUCAAAUUCUUUGAUUGAGGUAAGGGGGUUGACGUUUGUAUUCGAGACAAACCAGAGCCGGGUAAAGCAACUUGUCGAUGGGAUGAGACGAGGAACCAUGUUCAAGGAAAACGAAGAUUGAAAAGCUGCUUGGCAUGCCCUGAGAAGUGCCAGGUUUUUCGUCGCACUUCCAGCGCUUAAGCUAGAUUGUCCCCUUCCUUUUCUCCCUUCUAACUCAGUAACUCUCUUGAAUGUGUAAAGAUAGAAGUUUUCUGUGUAAUCAGUAGGAAAAAUACUCUGCACCAUUUUUUAAUUUUUUUUUUUUUAGGGGGGUCAAAACUACACUUAUCCUUUUAUAAAUAGUACUAAUUUCAAGUUCUGUUAUCCUG